Colletotrichum tamarilloi is the source of this 579-nucleotide messenger RNA. RefSeq lists its product as uncharacterized. Lineage: Eukaryota; Fungi; Ascomycota; Sordariomycetes; Glomerellales; Glomerellaceae. The coding region runs from base 1 to 579 and encodes 192 amino acids. The record is from RefSeq and is a predicted model, not a curated record. The transcript is spliced from 3 exons.
AUGGGGCUCGUGCAGAAGAUCGACAGCGUCAUCACGGCGGCGGCAAGGGCCAUCCUACCCGUCUGGAGAACAACGCCAACCAGUAGCCUUCUCCGAGACGCCGGCUUACCGUCAGCUCAGGUGGCCCUAGAGGGCGUCCGCUUACGGGCUGCAGUCCGCCUCCAGAAGAUUGACCGCCGGCAUCCCUUGGUCUCGCGGCUCUCCCAGCAGGCACAGCAACAGACGAGACUACAACGGACGGCCGAACUCCUACCAACAUGCGAAAGACCAGCGUUCCUCCAACCACAGUACCAGCCGGGGUCACAGCAUCAGAUAGUGGUGCAAAGCAAAGCAGAGGCUGCGAAAUCCUUCGAGGCCUGGCUAAAGACAGUGCCGGAAAGCCACAUGGUCGUCUUCUCGGACGGCUCCCGGGCGACGAACGGAGCCGUGGGAUACGGCUUCGUCAUCUAUCGAGACUCUAAACGCAUAGCGCAAGGGUGCGGCCGACUCGGACUAGCGGAAGUGUUAAUCACCGACCCACGAGGCUUCGAGGCCUUUCUCCGCGUGACGGACUUCUUCCAGAAGAUCUGUCCGCGGUAG